Messenger RNA from Phialemonium atrogriseum, 1615 nucleotides. Its product is annotated as XPC-binding domain-containing protein. The record is from RefSeq and is a predicted model, not a curated record. NCBI's taxonomy places the organism in Eukaryota, Fungi, Ascomycota, Sordariomycetes, Cephalothecales, Cephalothecaceae. The transcript has 6 exons. Gene Ontology annotation, molecular function: proteasome binding; ubiquitin binding; polyubiquitin modification-dependent protein binding. Bases 295 to 1470 code for a protein of 391 amino acids. Gene Ontology annotation, cellular component: cytosol; nucleoplasm. Gene Ontology annotation, biological process: proteasome-mediated ubiquitin-dependent protein catabolic process; nucleotide-excision repair.
AUUUUUCGCCGCCUCUUACCGCAUAGUAGAGCAAAAUCCCAAGGCAGAUGCGCCGCGCAGACCAAUCCCCUAGUCGCCGCGCCUUUUUGGUUCCAGGUGACAGAUACAACCCCACAAAGCCCAACUCACCUUUCUACCACUACUGCCCUUCUCCUCGUCACCCGCGUUUGCAAGCGGCAAACAAAUUGACAACUUCGUUCUCAUCCUUCCCUCCCAAAAACGACCCUGUUUUUUUUUUGCACAGCCCGAUCAUUCUCGCCAAAGUAGCUGCCGGCUACCUUCUCACUGCCCAUCAUGAAGGUUACGUUCAAGGACCUCAAACAGCAGAAGUUUACCCUCGAUUUCGAGCCCACCGACCUGAUCUCGGCCGUUAAGCAGAAGAUCUCCGAUGAGCGAGGUUGGGACCCGAAAAACCAGAAGCUCAUCUACUCUGGAAAAAUCUUGAAGGAUGACGAGACGGUUGAGUCCUACAGGAUUGAAGAGAAGGGUUUUGUUGUCUGCGUCGUGAAUAAGCCCAAGGUCCAAGCUGCGCCCGUCGCCGAGUCUUCGUCGUCAAAUGAGCCACCAGCAACCCCAGCUCAACCUGCCGCUUCCUCUACACCGGCCCCGCCAGCUGCUCCGGCCCAGAGUGCCGCUAGCCAAUCCGCGGUGCCGGCCACUCCGACUCCGGCCCGAUCUGCAGAUGCCCAGGCUGGUGCGCUCGACGAGAAUGCCCUGACUAUCGGGCAACAGCGCGCCGAAGCUAUUGCCAACAUGGAAGCGAUGGGUUUCGAGCGGCCGAUGAUUGAGGCAGCUAUGCGUGCCGCAUUCUACAAUCCAGACCGAGCUGUUGAGUAUCUGUUGACUGGCAUCCCCGAGAAUCUUCAACAGCAGCAGGCCGCCCCUGCACAGCGCCAGGCCGCCGAACAGCCUGCCGCUGCCUCCCCUGCCGGUGCCGCCCCAGCAGGCCUUGACGAUGAUGGCAACGUCAAUCUCUUCGAUUUGGCAGCGCAACAUGGACAGCGUGGCGGCGCCCCGGCUGCCCGCGGCACAGCCAAUCCCGCCGCAGCCGUUGCGGCGGCCGCCGCCGCAGCUGGUCAACAGGGACUCGGCAACUUGGACUUCCUCAGACACAAUGCCCAGUUCCAGCAGCUUCGCCAGGUCGUCCAGCAACAGCCGCAGAUGCUCGAGCCCAUCCUCCAGCAACUCGGCGCCGGCAACCCGCAGCUGGCGCAGCUGAUCGCCCAGAACCCGGACCAGUUCCUGACCCUGCUCGGCGAGAGCGCCGGCGACGACGACGCGCCCCUCCCGCCGGGCGCCCAGGCCAUUUCCGUGACUGAGGAGGAGCGCGAUGCCAUCGAGCGCCUGUGCCGGCUCGGCUUCGACCGCGACCAGGCCAUCCAAGCCUACUUCGCGUGCGACAAGAACGAGGAGCUUGCUGCGAACUUCUUGUUCGACCAGCCCGACGAGGAUGAGGGUGGCCCGCAGUGAGGGGAUCGCUGCUGCCCCUCCUCACGCCCUCCCUACUGUUGUCUCCUGCUUUCUUCGCCUUGAAGCGUGUCAAAGAGGCCGUUGGUUUUUCUGGUUCGGCGGAUAGGGGUCCUCGUCAGGGUCGAAGGGAUUUGAGCAUGGGAGU